GGGCGCUUCGAGCCGUAGAUGUUAGGAGGGUCAGGCUUUGAGGCCAGAGCGGGUGCGCACUGGGCGGGGGCCACCACAGCGCAGCAGAGAUGUGACACGACGGAGGGCUAUUGGAAACAUCAGCGCUACCGGACCAAGGAGGUCUCGGUGAGUGCGAGCUAUGCUGAUGGUGUGGAAAGCGCUGCGGAGAGAAAGAUGAGAACCCACCAAGCGCUUGCCUUCCUCCUGCUCUUCAUGAUUGCCUCUGGGGCUUCUGAAAACUCCAGCACUUCCCGGGGCUGUGGACUGGACCUCCUCCCUCAGUACGUGUCACUGUGUGACCUGGACACCAUCUGGGGCAUCGUGGUAGAGGCGGUGGCAGGGGCGGGUGCCCUGAUCACACUGCUUUUGAUGCUCAUCCUCCUGGUGCGGCUACCAUUCAUCAAGGAUAAGGAGAAGAAGGACCCUCUGGGUCUCCACUUCUUAUUUCUCCUAGGGACCCUGGGCCUCUUCGGGCUGACCUUCGCCUUCAUCAUCCGGGAGAAUGAGACUAUCUGCUCAGUUCGGCGUUUCCUCUGGGGCAUUCUCUUUGCACUCUGUUUCUCCUGCCUGCUGAGCCAGGCCUGGCGUGUUCGGAACCUAGUGCGGCAGGGCAGGAGCCCCUCCGGCUGGCAUCUGGUGGGUGCGGCGCUGUGCCUGACACUGGUUCAAGUCAUCAUUGCCGUAGAGUGGCUGGUACUGACUGUGCUGCGUGACUCGAAGCCGGCCUGCGCUUACGAGCCAAUGGACUUCACUAUGGCCCUCAUUUACGACAUGGUACUGCUUGUGGGCGCCCUGGGACUGGCCCUUUUCACUCUGUGCGGCAAGUUCAAGAAGUGGAAGCAGAAUGGAGCCUGCAUCCUCCUCACAGCCUUUUUCUCUGUGCUCAUCUGGGUGGCCUGGAUGACCAUGUACCUCUUUGGCAAUUCGGAGCUGCAGCAAGCAGAUGCCUGGGAUGACCCCACCUUGGCCAUCACACUGGUGGCCAGUGGCUGGGUGUUCAUCAUCUUUCACUCCAUUCCUGAAAUCCACUGUACUAUCCUGCCCUCCCCGCAGGAAAACACCCCUAACUACUUUGACACGUCCCAGCCAAGGAUGCAGGAGACGGCCUUUGAUGAGGAUGUGCAGCUACCGCGAACCUACAUGGAGAACAAAGCCUUCUCCAUGGAUGAACACAAUGCAGCUCUCCGGACAGCAGGAUUUCGCAAUGGCAGUUUAGGAAACAGACCCAGUGCUCCGUUUAGAAGCAAUGUGUAUCAGCCAACUGAGAUGGCGGUUGUGCUCAAUGGAGGGACUAUCCCAACUGCUCCACCAAGUUACACUGGAAGACACUUCUGGUAAAAGACAAAGUUCCAGAGAACUCUUACCAAUUUUAUUCCCUGGAUAUGUCUUUCUUGAGGGAAAAAUCAGUAAUUGUAGCCGAAUAAGGCUGCCUUGCAGUCAGAUUUGGAAAUCCUAGACAAGGUGAUUUUGUGUAAAUGUGAACACUGCUGAACUGAAAAGCUAACACCGACUGUCCUCCCUGCCUGCCCCCCACCCCAAUACCCAACCAACCUCAAUCCCUACAAACUAAAGCAAAGCUAAUUGCAAAUAGUAUUAGGCUCACUCAAAUAUAUGGCCAAGAAGACUGUUUCAUCCUUGGAGGGUAGAAUAGAACCAAGUUCACAGCCAGUGUGCCAGCAUCACCCUUCCUCAACCCCUGGUGGCCUCUUGGAGGUUUCAUUGAGGAAGACCAAUGGGGGUUUUCCCACCAUCCUGCACAUUUCAGGGGGUGUCAGGAGCAGUUCAGGAGGUUGUGAGUAUGAUUCCAAGGAGAGGCCUAAUCAAAUCAUGGGGCAAGCCUUACAACCAAUAGUGGUGGAGGUACACUAUCAUGUGCCAAAGAGGAGAUGUUGCCUGUGAGUUGGUGUCCUUCACAUUUAGAAACUGGUGACCCCUCUGGACCAAAGCAAGACACUUCCCUCCCUCAUGUUACUAAGCAACACUCUGGCUUGAGGCAGCAGUGUCUUUUUCCUUUGAUCAUUUCUCCCUCUUAAGGCCCUUACCAGUGCUCUUCCAAGCCCUCUCCCAGUUUUAUCCCCAUUCAUUUCAAAGGCUUAAAUGAGGUCACCAGCUUAAAACUCCUGGGUUGGCAGACUGGAAGGCAGGCACCAUAGCACAUUUUCUCAGAUAGUGUCACAUGGCACGGUAUUCCAGGGGUGGCCUCUGGGAUGAUGACCCUGCUCCUAAUGUGCAGUGAGUUCUUGGGCUUUUACAUUGAUGUAGUGAAAGUUCCAGGGUGGAGUGGACCAUCUGGGGCUUUCUUGCUGCUUUUGGAAGGAGUGGUGUACAUUUUAACUUGGUGUUCUGGAAGUUCCAUGAAAAUGGUUUGACUCUUCAAGCUCAUUGUUUCUGUCAUGGCUUCCAUUUGUUCUUAACAAGUCAUUCCUUGGUUCUUUGGCAUUUCAAACUACUUGGCCAUUCAAAGCACCAUAUUUUCUGCACUGUUUGGCCAGCAUAAUCACUAAUGAUUCAAAGCAAAGUCUUAACUUGAAAGCAUGGAAUGUCUAUGUGAGGUUAGAUCCUUUUGCCUACAUUCUAAUAUUACUUUUUUUUCUAUAAAACAACCCAUAAGCCUUUAACCUUUUAAAGAAAAUGAAAAAGUUUAGCGUUUGGUGAGGGCAAACUGACCUCUGCAUAAGCCAAUGUGUCUGAGCUGUUUUAAUAAACCUUCUGAUUAUUCUUGAGGACCUAGUCUCUUCUGUGUCCUGUCCUUGCUUUCCCUCCUCCCAUCCUUUCAGACCACUGGGGUAAACAAGACCAAUCCGACCAUCCCCUGUGAGAGGCACUCCUUUGGGGUUUCUGUCCUGCUAGUGCAUUUCUCAUCACCACACAUGGGAAAGGAAAGCAUGGAAAUAGAAUGCCCCCAGCCCUUAUCUCUGGAAACUGCCUCCCCUGCCUAAAGCAUGUGCUUGCUUCUAUAGAAUCAGACUCCAGUCAUUUGUGAGAGGAUCAUCAUUGGGUGGACUGAGAACUUGGGGUGGGAGUGGAGGUGGUUGCAUGCACACCAAGAAUUGUCAAAAUACAUAAUUCUUUGAACACCUGGGUCCAGGUCUGUGAAAACCAACUGCAUUGCACAUUCUUGUGCCAGGAAAUGGUCGCUCACCCCCGAAUCCUGGAGUCAUUCAGAGCUUCCUGAUCCCAUCUGUGACUCAUUCUGCAGGAGCCCCUUGCAGAAGGGAGUAACUCACAUAGGUAUUUUCUAAGUUUUUGGUGGUCCAGGCAUGUAAGAUAGCUCAGCAUAAAUCACUGAGUGUAAUGUAGUGUUUUACCACCAUAAAAAUGGAACCAGUUUUGAGCCAUGGAGAACCUUCUCUAAUGAGAUCUUUUUUCUUUUCUUUUAAACUUCUGCUAUGUUAUUGUGCUCUGGGUUUUGUUUUAUUUUGGCCCUAAGAUCGAGAGUAGGCUGAAUGUCCUCAACAAUGGGGGCAGAGAUGGGGAAUAAGGGGAGAGUGCAGAGAACUGUUAUUUUUUAAUGAUUAUACCUGCAGGGUACAAAGAGACAUCAUGGCCAAGAGACUGUGGCAGCCAAUUUCUUCCGUGGAACAAAGUGUAAAUGCAAAAUUAAAUGGCAUCUUUUGUUUAGGAUCUGUUUAUGUAAAGGAGACUUGUUGGGUAAGAUGACCUGAAAGGGGAGCAUCUGUGAUAAAAAUACCUAAUUAUAAGCACAAAUCUUUCCAUGUGCAAUUAUUAAAGUUACCUUGGGACUGUAACAGCCACUCUUGUCUCCCUUUUAAUAGAAAAUGGUCAUUGUGGGCUGGAUUUCUCCACUGGAGAUGGAGGAGCUGGUGAAGGAAUUGGCUUGGAGAAAUGACUGACAAACUGGGACUCCAGGGUUUUGCAUUCUGUGUUGAAAGCUGGGAUCCAGUGCUUGUAGCACAGUUUCCAUCAGAGCCCAAUGAACACACAUAGAUGUAGGAUGGUCUUCUAGGUUGGCCAAUGCUGAGCUGAACCCCAAUCUGAAAGGGAGCAUUGUGGCUUUUAUAAUCCAAUCAUGCAAUGAUUAUACCAGUUUAUAGGAGUUCUCAACAGGUGCUUUUAUGAAUUCAUAAAGAGCUAUGGCUCAUUUUUGAUAGGUUAUAUGUAUUUAUUAAAUGUAUUAAUGUGUUUUAUAAUGUACCUUCACCCUCCCCUGGUUGACUUAUAAGAAAAAAUCAUUAAAGAAAUUUCAAGACAAUCAAUGCGUACUAUACAUGAUUGUAUAUAAAUAUUACAAAUUAAAAAGGCUUUAAAGCAUGAGCACAUGGAUUUUAUUUUCAAAAUGAUGUUCUUAACACAAAACUAAAGGCUUCACUAUUUCCUUAAGAUGUGUGGUAGCUUGUCAAAACAACCCAAUACAACCACUAGGCUUUUGGAUCUGCCCAGAGACUAAGGCUGUGGUUCUUUGAAUGGGAAAAUCCUGGUUAACAGCAAACCACAGAACAAAUGAUGGUAAUAAUUCAACUUGCCCAUAAAACGAGGACCUUCCUAUAUUUUGGAGCCUACACAACAAAAAUCCUUUGUUAUUGUUGUCCAGGUUUAAGUGUUACAUCUUGGUGGGUGAAUUGUAAAAGUUAAGGGCCAGUUGCCUUUUGAAAUGAUCACAAGCGAUAAUCUUUUUUAUGAAGAGUAUGCACCAGAUAAACUUCAGAGGUUUUGGGGCUUAAAUUUAAAUUUAGCUCUUCACAAAGGUGACUAAAAGUGGGAAACUAGUAACUAGGACACUUUAUCGCUGGAACUAGAGUUUAUGGUUCAUUUUCAUGGACGUUGGUAUAGAAGAAAACUCCUGAAGCACCGGAGCAAUAUAUGGAUGAAAAAUUAAAAUUUA
Molecule: messenger RNA, 4864 nt
Organism: Phyllostomus discolor (pale spear-nosed bat)
Lineage: Eukaryota; Metazoa; Chordata; Mammalia; Chiroptera; Phyllostomidae
Gene: GPRC5B
Product: G protein-coupled receptor class C group 5 member B
Exons: 4
Coding region: 19-1359 (446 amino acids)
Biological process (GO): G protein-coupled receptor signaling pathway
Cellular component (GO): intracellular membrane-bounded organelle; extracellular exosome; signaling receptor complex
Molecular function (GO): protein kinase binding; protein kinase activator activity; G protein-coupled receptor activity
Source: RefSeq, a predicted model, not a curated record